GGGCGGAAGUACGUGCGAGCGAGGAGGAACUGCGCGGCGAGGGUAGGGGCCGCAUGGCGGCCGCCCAGCAGGCGCGGGCCGGAACGGGCGCGGCGGCGCGGCCCUGAGCCCGAGCCCAUGGGGAAGUACUGCGCCAGCCUGGGCGUCCUCAAAGGGCCCUGGGACCAGGUCUUCGCCGCCUUCUGGCAGCGCUACCCCAACCCCUACAGCAAACAUGUCCUGACCGAGGACAUCGUGCACCGGGAGGUGACGGCGGACCACAAGCUGCUCUCCCGGCGGCUCCUGACCAAGACCAACCGCAUGCCGCGCUGGGCCGAACGCUUCUUCCCGGCCAACGUCGCCCACUCCGUCUACAUCCUGGAGGACUCAAUCGUGGACCCCAAGAACCGAACCAUGACCACGUUCACCUGGAACAUCAAUCACGCGCGCCUGAUGGCGGUGGAGGAGCGCUGCGUCUACCGGGUGAACCCUGAGAACAGCAGCUGGACUGAAGUGAAGCGCGAGGCCUGGGUCUCCUCCAGCCUCUUUGGCGUCUCACGGGCAGUCCAGGAGUUUGGUCUGGCCAGGUUCAAAAGCAACGUGACCAAGAGCACUAAAGGAUUUGAAUACGUGCUAGCAAAGAUGCAAGGAGAAGCUCCAUCUAAAACCCUGGUGGAGACAGCAAAGGAAGCAACCGAGAAAGCAAAGGAGACAGCUCUGGCUGCUACAGAAAAAGCCAAGGACCUAGCAAGCAAGGCAGCCACUAAGAAGAAGCAGUUCGUGUGAGGAGCUGGACACAGGCAAGAGCUGGGCUACACCAGAACAGAUAGGAGCCUCCUUAAAUUUUAUAUUUUUAACUGUAAAAGUCUGACAAUCAGCUGCUGUUAGAUCCUAAGAUGUAAUUAUCAUUAAAGAGUCGACUUCCA
Messenger RNA from Lagopus muta (rock ptarmigan), 905 nucleotides. It is a transcript of the gene PRELID1, whose product is annotated as PRELI domain containing 1. The record is from RefSeq and is a predicted model, not a curated record. The coding region runs from base 118 to 765 and encodes 215 amino acids. Gene Ontology annotation, biological process: phospholipid transport. Gene Ontology annotation, molecular function: phosphatidic acid transfer activity. Lineage: Eukaryota; Metazoa; Chordata; Aves; Galliformes; Phasianidae. The transcript has 5 exons. Gene Ontology annotation, cellular component: mitochondrial intermembrane space.